UCAAAACGCAGUCCAAAAGCUGGUCCAAAAGCGGACAAGGGGAAACGCGACACGCAAUCGCUUCCAGCCUUUCCCUCUGGCUGCCCUCGGGAGCAACUUGAACGACAUCUUGGCUUUUCCCCACUUCCAGCUUCCCAGAAUCAUCGCCGGCUGCUAGCAUAACUCCUCAUAUACACUCAGUUACCACUCGUUGCGACACUACACUUAUAACCGGUAACCUGCAUUGUUAGUCAAAGGACCCCAAGAUGGCGACACUAGAAGACUUGUCGAAGAACGUGGAGCAGGAGGAGGACAUCAUUGGGCAGGAAAUCCUUAAAGCCAGCACAGACGAAAUAGCAAAUCGGACCAGGCUGCUUGAGAAUGAUAUCAAGGUAAUGAAAAGCGAGCAAAUGCGUAUCUCGCACGAGCAGACUGCGAUGAAGGAGCGGAUCAAGGACAACAAGGAGAAGGUUAAGCUGAAUAAACAGCUUCCGUAUUUGGUGGCCAAUGUCGUUGAGAUUCUGGAUAUGAACCCAGACGAAGAGCCGGAGGAGGACGGAGCUAACGUCGAUCUCGACGCGCACCGCAAGGGCAAAUGUGCAGUAGUAAAGACAUCAACCCGCCAGACGAUUUUCCUGCCGAUGGUUGGUCUGGUCGACUCCAACAAACUGAAGCCUGCGGACCUCGUGGGAGUCAAUAAAGACAGCUACCUGAUUCUGGAUAUGCUUCCUGCCGAAUAUGAUUCGCGUGUCAAAGCCAUGGAAGUUGACGAGAAGCCUACUGAAGAGUUCAACGAUGUCGGUGGUCUGGACAAGCAGAUCGAAGAGAUUGUGGAAGCGAUUAUCUUGCCCAUGACGCAUAAGGAACGGUUUCAGAACCUUGGGAUCAAGCCGCCAAAAGGAUGUCUCAUGUAUGGCCCGCCUGGAACAGGAAAGACGCUGUUGGCAAGAGCAUGUGCCGCACAAACAAAUUCAACUUUCCUGAAACUUGCUGGCCCACAACUCGUUCAGAUGUUCAUCGGUGAUGGAGCCAAGCUUGUUCGCGACGCCUUCGACCUUGCAAAGGAGAAAUCCCCAGCUAUCAUCUUCAUCGAUGAAAUCGACGCCGUGGGCACAAAACGUUUCGAUAGUGAAAAGUCCGGAGACCGUGAAGUCCAACGUACUAUGUUGGAGCUCCUCAACCAGUUGGAUGGUUUCAGCAGUGAUCAGAGUAUCAAGGUCAUCGCCGCGACGAACCGUAUCGACAUCCUCGACCCCGCCCUUCUCCGUUCCGGCCGUCUCGACCGCAAAAUCGAGUUCCCACUGCCAAACGAAGAAGGACGAGCAAACAUCAUGCAGAUCCAUUCGCGUAAAAUGACAGUCUCCAAGGACGUCAACUUCGUUGAGCUUGCGAGGACCUGUGACGAGUUCAAUGGGGCGCAGUGUAAAGCCGUUUGUGUUGAGGCCGGAAUGAUUGCGUUGAGGAGAGGGGCGAGCGAGAUUACGCAUGAGGACUUUAUGGAGGGUAUUCAGGAGGUGCAGGCUAAGAAGAAAACGUCGCUUCAGUAUUACGCCUGAGUGCAAUCUGUAUAUCUACUGUACCACGUCGGGAAAUAUAUACUUGUCUGAGCUGAACUAUACAUGAUAUUCCGCCCGUGUAGUUGGCAGCUAUCUGGAGUAGGCUACCCGUGCUACCCGCAAUGGCCUGCAGACCACGCAGCCAUGCAACAUGGAAGUCGUUCGACGAGUUCGCUCCUGCGCGCGGUGCUUUGUGCGGUGGUAUUACUGGGAGCAGUCCAUCGAAUGAGAAAUACAGAUGUGAAUGACCUCUUCAUUUGCGAC
This is a messenger RNA of Fimicolochytrium jonesii, 1799 nucleotides long. RefSeq names its product P-loop containing nucleoside triphosphate hydrolase protein. Gene Ontology annotation, molecular function: ATP hydrolysis activity; ATP binding; proteasome-activating activity. The transcript is spliced from 9 exons. NCBI's taxonomy places the organism in Eukaryota, Fungi, Chytridiomycota, Chytridiomycetes, Spizellomycetales, Powellomycetaceae. The record is from RefSeq and is a predicted model, not a curated record. Gene Ontology annotation, biological process: proteasome-mediated ubiquitin-dependent protein catabolic process. Bases 246 to 1535 code for a protein of 429 amino acids. Gene Ontology annotation, cellular component: proteasome regulatory particle, base subcomplex.